Messenger RNA from Nyctereutes procyonoides (raccoon dog), 1402 nucleotides. It is a transcript of the gene XPA, whose product is annotated as XPA, DNA damage recognition and repair factor. Bases 61 to 882 code for a protein of 273 amino acids. The transcript is spliced from 6 exons. NCBI's taxonomy places the organism in Eukaryota, Metazoa, Chordata, Mammalia, Carnivora, Canidae. Gene Ontology annotation, cellular component: nucleotide-excision repair factor 1 complex. The record is from RefSeq and is a predicted model, not a curated record. Gene Ontology annotation, biological process: UV-damage excision repair; base-excision repair; nucleotide-excision repair involved in interstrand cross-link repair. Gene Ontology annotation, molecular function: damaged DNA binding.
GGCUUCGGCGCCAGUGCGCGUGCGCGGGGCCGGAGCCUCGGCUCUCCGGGGCGUCUGGAGAUGGCGGCCGCCGGGGAACCUUCGCCGGAGCCGGCGGCUUCGGAACCGCCGGCGGAGCUGCCUGCCUCGGUGCGGGCGAGCAUCGAGCGGAAGAGGCAGCGGGCGCUGAUGCUGCGCCAGGCCCGGCUGGCGGCCCGGCCCUACCCGGCGGCGGCGGCUGCGGCUCCCGGAGGUAUGGCUAAUGUAAAAGCAGCCCCGAAAAUCAUUGACACAGGAGGAGGCUUCAUUCUGGAAGAAGAAGAAGAAGAAGAACAUAAAAUUGGAAAAAUUAUCCAUCAACCAGGACCUGUUAUGGAAUUUGAUUAUGCCAUAUGUGAAGAAUGUGGUAAAGAAUUUAUGGAUUCUUACCUUAUGAGUCACUUUGAUCUGGCAACUUGUGAUAACUGCAGAGAUGCUGAUGAUAAACACAAGCUCAUAACUAAAACAGAAGCCAAACAAGAAUAUCUUCUGAAAGACUGUGAUUUAGAGAAAAGAGAACCACCGCUGAAAUUUAUUGUUAAGAAGAAUCCUCAUCAUUCACAAUGGGGUGAUAUGAAACUCUACCUAAAAUUACAGAUUGUGAAGAGAUCUCUUGAAGUGUGGGGUAGUCAGGAAGCAUUAGAAGAAGCAAAGGAAGCUCGACAGGAAAACCGAGAGAAAAUGAAACAGAAGAAAUUUGAUAAGAAAGUAAAAGAAUUACGGCGAGCAGUAAGAAGCAGCGUGUGGAAAAGGGAAACAGUUGCUCAUCAGCAUGAAUAUGGACCAGAAGAAAACCUAGAGGAUGACAUGUAUCGGAAGACAUGUACUGUGUGUGGCCAUGAGUUGACAUAUGAGAAGAUGUGACUGACUAGUUUUCAAGUGUUCACAGAUGAAUGGACCACUCGUGUAAAUAAUGCUUCAGGAAGAAAUUUGUAUGUUAUGGCUUAAGAGCAAUUUUCAGUUACAGUCCAGCAGGUCUGGUUGUGGGCAAAAUACUGGGUCUACCAUAGGGAUGGGAGCUGGGGGGUGGAGUAGGUUCAAAAGUUAGAACUAAAAUUGAGAACUAAGAAGCCAAACCUAACCCUAGACUGGAAUUAGGAGGAAGAGCUUUUAUGAAGUGCAGAAGCAGCUGAAACAUAUUCUUCUCCUAGGAAACAACGCGGAUGGUGGUAGAUACUGGGCCCCAGAGGCUAACGGGUCUUCUAGACUCUGUCUCCACAUGAGGGGGUGGGGAGCCGUUGUUGGACAUGUCCUGACCAACAGCAGCAAUUGAGUUGUGCAGUCUGAUCAUGUUUUCUGUAUCCUUACAGUUUACUACCACAGGCCCUAAUGUCUGUGUCUAUAUGGCCCUUUUCAAAUCCGGAUUAAAAUGGAACAACAGCCA